CACGCCGCCCUGCGCCGCCCCGCCCCGCCCCGCCCCGCCCAGCACAGUGCACAGCCAAAUAGUCACGGAUGCUGGCGCAGCUGGCGGGCCUGGCCGCCCUGUGGUUCGUCAUGUGGCAGGUGUCGGCGCUUUCGGACACGCUAGACAUUUUCGACGACGGCAAGUCGGACAAAGAGAUUCUGGACAACCUGCUCACCAACACUCGCUACGAUAAGAGACUCCUGCCACCGGUUUCGGGGACCCUGACCGUUAACAUGAGUGUGCUGUUACUCAGCCUCGCUUCGCCCGACGAGAGCAGCCUGAAAUACGAGGUGGAGUUCCUGCUGCAGCAGCAGUGGCUGGACCCGCGGCUGCAGUACUCGAACAACAGCCGCUACGACUUCCUGAACGCCAUCCACCACCACAGCGACCUCUGGCUGCCCGACACCUACUUCAUCAUGCACGGCGACUUCAAGGACCCCCUCAUCCCCGUGCACUUCGCCCUGCGAAUCUUCCGGAACGGCACCGUCAACUACCUCAUGCGGAGACAUCUCAUCCUGUCCUGUCAAGGACACAUCGCCACCUUCCCGUUCGACGACCCCCAGUGCUCAUUCGCCAUGGAGAGUAUCUCCUACGAGCAGAACCAAAUCCGCUACGUGUGGAAGAACGACGAGGACACGCUGCGCACAUCGCCCUCGCUCACGUCGCUCAACGCCUACCUCAUCAAGAACUCGACCAUCCCCUGUCCGACCAAGGCCAGCUGGAGGGGGAACUACAGUUGCCUCAAGGUGGACCUCAUCUUCACGAGGGAUCGCGCCUUCUACUUCACCACGGUGUUCAUCCCAGGCAUCAUCCUGGUCACCAGCUCCUUCAUCACCUUCUGGCUGGAGUGGAACGCGGUGCCGGCCCGCGUCAUGAUUGGCGUGACAACAAUGCUCAACUUUUUCACCACGUCCAACGGCUUCCGGUCCACGCUGCCCGUCGUGUCCAACCUGACGGCCAUGAACGUGUGGGACGGCGUGUGCAUGUGCUUCAUCUACGCGUCGCUGCUCGAGUUCGUGGCCGUCAACUACGUGGGACGCAAGCGGCCGCUGCACAACGUGGUGUACCGGCCGGGCGAGAACCCCGUGACGCAGGCGCGUCACGCCAUGCGUGGGUCAGGAGCUGCGAGCGGCUCGUCGGCGGAGAAUGCGGGCGACAAGAAGGAGGGCUCGACGGCGCCCAGCGAGAUCGUCUCGUGCACCAACUGCGGGCCCAACCCCUGCACGCACCCCGCCAACAACGGAUGCGUCACGGAGGUCCGGAAGCGCGAGCCGCCGCACCCGAUCCGCGUGGCCAAGACCAUCGACGUUAUCGCCCGCAUCACCUUCCCCGCGUCCUACGCCAUGUUCCUCGUCUUCUUCUUCUACUACUACCCGAACCCGGGCAGCGACUGAGGGGCGGCGCGGCGGCGAGGGCGAUGCCGAACUAGCUGUGACAAGCACAACCACGAAGCGCCCACCAGGCGAGAGUGUGUGUGUGUGAGUGCGUGUGUGAGAGUGAGAGUGUGAAUGAGUGUGUGAGUGUGCCAGCUACAGCUGUCCAACUUUUGCGCGUUUCGCGGAAGGACACCGAGACCUGCCUACCCGAGGACGCCACCGCGAGGACGCCGUCAAACACCGGCGCCGCCCUUCUGCGCACGGCAGCGCUGGCAGUCGCGAGGGACUCGGCCUGCACCCAAACAGUACCAACUAACCGCUGACUACACUGCCCCUGGAGGCUGGACUCUCCAGCCUGGCCCUGGAGCCUCUGGAGCCCGGCCGCUGGACCAGGGCUGAAUGGCGAGCCCGUUGCCUAAUCGGAGCCGCACUGUUAAACCAGACGAACAUUCGUACUUUAAAAUGUGUAACACAUUGUGACUCUCUUCUUGCAAACUCUCUCGCUGCAAAGGCAAUGGUGGUGCUGGAUUCAGUUCUGGUCCACGUGUUUUAGUUGUUGUGUUUCACUUUUUAACAGUCUACUAGUCAACAUCUAGUCAAGUUUAUUCUAUAUGCGCGCUAGAAGCCAGGAUGCUGAUAUUUCGAGUUGCCAUUGUUGGACCAGUGCUCAACGUUUAUUUCCCGCCAGAAGAAGACAAAGUUGCGCUGUUGGUCUGAAGCCCAUCUUUGUGUAUUCCUUUAAUUUGUCCUGCAACGCGUUCCUUGUUUUCUUUAACGGUAGAGGCUCCCCCAGUCCCUUCCAAAUCCUGUCCCUUUUCCCGUAGGAACUUUAUGAUAGUAAUGGACCAAAAAACAACUUUUGCUUUCAACAUCAAGGAGUGGUUAUUUUUUCUCCCAGAUUAUUAAUUAUGUAUUGAUUAACGUAUUGUUAAGGGAAUAAUUUAUUCGAAAGAAAGUUGGUAUUUAUUAUGAUUAGCUCUGUUUUCUUAAAUUUGCCUGUCGAUCAGGUUUUUUUACUAUGUAGUAACGAGUACGAUUUUACUCUCUAUAGCUAUGAAGCACAUCGUUUUAUGUACAAUUUCUGCGGUAGAAACAAGUAUUGUUAUUUAUUGUCACUCAUCAUGAUUGGAAAUUUAGGAAGCUCAACCUUUGCCCACGUUUUGUUUUCUCAAGUCAUGUUUGGAUGCACUAGUUUCGCCAUGCCGUACUAUACUAGACUGUUUACAAUUGGUAGGUUUUUUUUUAAUACCCGGAGCAAAUAUAAAAUCCAGACCGUUUUGCAUUUUUAAUCACGUUUUCGACAGUGUAGGGGUGCAUUUCCGCGUGCUUCGCGGGCCUGUCUUAAUCCGAAGCGCCACGCACUUUUCAUCGGUCAGCGCGCUUCCCCAUCCGCUUUCCUCAUCUGCCUCGAGACGGCGUUGUCGUCUGUCUCGCUCUAGGCGCGCGCGCUCAAGCCGCUUCGUUCCAUGCGUGCGACGGGGUUUUCAAACACACUCAUCUCCCCCCAGAGCCUCGUGGAAACAUCUUCGUUGUGAACUCGCGCCGAGUCUACGUAAAAUAUUGUGCGUAAGUGAGGCGCACUAAUUAAAAGUGUAGGCUGCAAUUACGCACUAAAUUGCACGCAGAAGUACGUGCGUUGUGGGGAGGCAGUCCAUAAAGGAUCUAAUGUGAGGAAACCGGAAACACGCGAGGCCGCGCCCUCUCGGCCGCCCAUUAGUCAUGCGAGGAGUGGUGGCCGUAUUAGUCGCAUUUAAGUCUAUUUCUCUAGUCCCUCUCUCCGUCGUUUCGACAUACCACUAAGCGCUGUGAAAAUGCAAUAAAUGAGUGAGUGAGUGAGUAGCUUAAGAAAACGCAGGCUACUUCGGGAACCAAUGAUCCGUCUUGGCGCCGACAGGGCAGGCAGUCGUGGUCCUGCCUGUCCACAGAGGAAGGAAGGCACGGCAUCAGGUUGACGGCAACUGCCUGCACCAACCGCGCCUCGACGGCCCGAAACGCUCUUUGUUAUUAGAGUUUGCACACAUCGCACUUGAAUCGUAAUUAUUUCAAAAGCUCUCGCAACGUUCUGUCUUUUCUACUGGGAAGUGCACUUGUGCAUGUCAUGUUGUAUUUUCAAGUAGUCUGUUAUUUGUACUAUCGAUUAUUAUGAUUAUUAUUAUUAUCAUCAUCAUUAUUAUGAUUAUUAUUACCGUUUUAAACAAUUAUUGUUGUUAUAUUGUUCUUUUUACUAUGAUUCCCGUUUGUUUUUACUGUGGAAUCGUCAUGAAAGAUUAAUAGUGAGAUUAUUUCUAAUAAGGAUAUUGCAUAAGAAAUGUAAUGGCAUGUUAGUUAUUGUUAUUACAAUUAUGGUAAAUUUGUUUUUCUUCUUGUUGUGAUGUUAUGUUUGCCUGAAUCUUUGCUGGAGCACAGGUGUGGAGGUGAAGGUUAAGGUUUUAAACAAAUAGUCUUUAACGUGUUGAGGCCGUAGGGGUCGGCAGCGUGUUGUCUUGGGGCACAAUUCGUGUAUCUAAGCAGAGCCAUUUCCUUAAGUGAAGAUAUUCAAAGUGAUACUUAGCCACUCCCGUUUAAAUUCAAUGACUAGUCCGGUGUCACCGCAUUCGAAUAACAAAAUUCUUUGUUGGUUCCCGUACAAUUUGUUUUUAAAUCGCUCGCACGCGCGUUUGUGUCGUGCGUUCCGUUCAUUCCCGCCGGCUUGGUGGCUUAUUUCGCAGUCUGUUGCCAGCGGCAAGUCUCGCUUUGGACGUCUCCACUCUAGUUGCACGUAGUUCGUGUUGUUUGUUAAAUACCGACCACUUUUAAAAUGUUACAAUUUUCCCGCACUAAAUAUUCGAUUUUACCAAGGGAUUUUUCCUUAUUUUAGUACUCCCAUGUGAUCGAUUUUGUUCCGAUGUAAGUUGGAGCAAAACCUACGUAGACCUAAGUAUUAUUUUAUUGUCUUUAUUUUGUCACCGUCAUUCUCAUCGUCCCAUUCUUAUCAUUAGUGUUAUCAUUAGUCAUGGGUACUCAUCACUCACAUGCUAUGCCGCUUGCAUGUCAGUCAUAUUUUACAUAUUGACCAUGUAAAUACCUAUUAUUACUACCAGUAUAGCAAGCUGUACAUAAUUUCUUGUAUAUUUUUCGGAACAUGAUUUUCAAUAAAGGGAUUAAGCAGUUCCCGUGACGAGAUA
This is a messenger RNA of Thrips palmi, 4561 nucleotides long. RefSeq names its product glutamate-gated chloride channel (gene pHCl-1). Gene Ontology annotation, molecular function: chloride channel activity; neurotransmitter receptor activity; transmembrane signaling receptor activity. Lineage: Eukaryota; Metazoa; Arthropoda; Insecta; Thysanoptera; Thripidae. The transcript has 12 exons. Gene Ontology annotation, biological process: nervous system process; chemical synaptic transmission; signal transduction. The coding region runs from base 69 to 1415 and encodes 448 amino acids. Gene Ontology annotation, cellular component: membrane; neuron projection; synapse. The record is from RefSeq and is a predicted model, not a curated record.